AUGCUGUCCUCAAGAUUAUCACGGACUUUUUUGCCGCGUGCGGCUUCGGCGGCGCGCCGUACCCCAGCGUUCAGGGCCCCGGCCAUGUUCGCGCGAGGAUAUGCUGAGGGCGGCGAGGAGAAGGUCAAGGGCUCAGUCAUUGGUAUUGAUCUGGGAACCACCAACUCAGCCGUCGCUGUCAUGGAGGGCAAGGUACCGCGCAUCAUCGAGAACUCUGAGGGUGGUCGCACAACACCCUCUGUCGUCGGUUUCACAAAGGAGGGCGAGCGUCUCGUCGGUAUCGCCGCCAAGCGCCAGGCCGUCGUCAACCCUGAGAACACUCUCUUCGCGACGAAGCGUCUCAUCGGCCGCAAGUUCACCGAUGGCGAGGUCCAGAAAGACAUCCAGCAGGUGCCCUACAAGAUUGUCCAGCACACCAACGGUGAUGCAUGGCUCGAGGCCCAGGGCCAGAAGUACUCGCCCUCCCAGGUUGGUGGCUUCGUCCUCGGAAAGAUGAAGGAGACCGCCGAGUCCUACAUGGGCAAGAACGUCAAGAACGCCGUCGUUACCGUCCCCGCCUACUUCAACGACUCCCAACGUCAGGCCACCAAGGAUGCUGGUCAGAUCGCCGGUCUCAACGUCCUCCGCGUCGUCAACGAGCCCACCGCUGCCGCCCUUGCCUACGGUCUUGACAAGGCCACGGACAACGUCGUCGCCGUCUACGACCUUGGUGGUGGUACUUUCGAUAUCUCCAUCCUCGAGAUCCAGGCUGGUGUCUUCGAGGUCAAGUCCACCAACGGUGAUACUCAUCUCGGCGGUGAAGACUUUGACAUCACCCUCGUCCGCCACCUCGUCCAGCAGUUCAAGAAGGAGCAAGGCAUUGAUCUAAACAGCGACCGUAUGGCUAUCCAGCGUAUCCGUGAGGCCGCUGAGAAGGCCAAGAUCGAGCUUUCUUCCUCGUCCCAGACCGACAUCAACCUUCCCUUCAUCACUGCCGACGCUUCUGGUCCCAAGCACAUCAACACCAAGCUCACCCGCUCCCAGCUUGAGAAGAUGAUGGAUCCCCUCAUCAGCCGAACUGUCGAGCCCGUCCGCAAGGCGCUGAAGGACGCCAACCUCCAGCCAAAGGAAAUCUCCGAAGUCAUCCUCGUCGGAGGUAUGACCCGCAUGCCCAAGGUCACCGAGUCUGUCAAGAGCAUUUUCGGCCGCGAUCCUGCCAAGUCGGUUAACCCCGAUGAGGCCGUCGCCAUUGGUGCUGCGAUUCAGGGUGCUGUCCUUGCUGGUGAGGUCACUGACCUCCUCCUCCUUGACGUCACCCCUCUGUCUCUCGGUAUCGAGACCCUCGGUGGUGUCUUCACCCGCUUGAUCAACCGCAACACCACCAUCCCCACCAAGAAGUCCCAAGUCUUCUCCACCGCCGCCGACUUCCAGAGCGCCGUCGAGAUCAAGGUCUACCAGGGUGAGCGUGAGCUCGUCCGCGACAACAAGCUGCUAGGAAACUUCCAGCUUGUCGGCAUUCCUCCCGCUCACCGUGGUGUCCCCCAGGUUGAGGUCACCUUCGACAUUGACGCUGACUCGAUUGUCCACGUUCACGCCAAGGACAAGUCCACCAACAAGGACCAGUCCAUCACCAUUGCUUCUGGAUCAGGUCUCUCCGAUUCUGAGAUCGAGAACAUGGUUCGCGACUCCGAGCAGUACGCCGAGCAGGACAAGGAGCGCAAGAACUCCAUCGAGGCUGCCAACCGCGCGGACAGCGUUGUGAACGAUACCGAGAAGGCCCUCAAGGAGUUCGAGGACCGCCUCGACAAGGCCGAGGCUGAGAAGAUCAAGGAGAAAAUCUCCGCCAUGCGCGAGUUCAUCUCCCAGAGCCAGGCCGGCGAGGGCACUGCCACCGCUGCCGAGAUCAAGGAGAAGACCGACGAGCUCCAGAACGCCUCGUUGAGCCUGUUCGACCAGAUGCACAAGGCCCGCUCCGAGAGCCAAAACCAGGGCGAGCAGCAGCAACAGCAGCAGCCCGAGGGCGAGGGCGAGAAGAAGCAGUAG
Molecule: messenger RNA, 2022 nt
Organism: Cucurbitaria berberidis CBS 394.84
Lineage: Eukaryota; Fungi; Ascomycota; Dothideomycetes; Pleosporales; Cucurbitariaceae
Product: mitochondrial heat shock protein-like protein
Exons: 3
Coding region: 1-2022 (673 amino acids)
Biological process (GO): protein refolding; cellular response to unfolded protein
Cellular component (GO): mitochondrion; cytoplasm
Molecular function (GO): ATP-dependent protein folding chaperone; misfolded protein binding; ATP hydrolysis activity
Source: RefSeq, a predicted model, not a curated record